UUUUCCUUUCACUAAAAUUAAUAGCUCCUCAAAGCUUUGUUAGCCGACUAACUAAUCUGAUAUGGGGAAAAAGAAAGAGACAAUCUUUGUUGUUGGUGGCCCUGCACUGCAUCUUUAUGAGUGACCACGAGCCUUUAAAGAUACAAUACAAACAGAUAAGAGUUGAAGUGAAGGUGGGCAUGGAAGACUAGAAAUACCAAUGGCUCUGCUAACAAAUAGCCUGCUAUUGUUACCCCAGCAACUCGGUCCGAGUCGAACUCAGUCGCCUGCUACCAUUCAUUUCAACCAUUCACAGCGCUGUCACCGUUUCUGCAGAGCAACAUCCUCUGUUUCGCUUUGGUUCUGUAAUGGGAAACGAAAAGUCAAGAGUCUCAAGACCAAAGCCUCCAAGGCAGAUAAGCAAGAAGUGAAAUUGGAAGAGAAAAAGGGGGAAGAAGAAGAAGAAUUUCAAGUACUGACGGCCAUGAAGAGCAGUUACAAUGACAUAGUAAUCGUGGACACUCCCAAAUCAAGAAUGCUGCUCCUCGACUCUUCUCAAAAUGUGCACAGCAUUGUUUACAAGCACCAGAAAUGGACUGCUUCCUACUGGGAUGAGUUUGCUAGCUUGCCUGCUAUUGUUCCAGAAGGUCCUAUUGCCAUCCUUGGCUUGGGUGGUGGAACAGCUGCUCAUCUGAUGCUUGACUUGUGGCCGUCUUUGCAGCUUGAAGGUUGGGAGAUUGAUCAAAUUUUGAUUGAUAAAGCAAGAGAGUAUUUUGGGCUGUCUGAUCUUGAGAAGCCUACUCAAGCUGGUGGCAUACUUAACGUUCACAUUGGUGAUGCCCUUUCUCCUUCAGUUAAUAUUUCUGGAGGGUAUGCCGGCAUUGUUAUUGACUUGUUUUCUGAUGGAAAAGUUUUGCCACAGUUGCAAGAGGUUACAACUUGGUUGGAAUUAAAGGAUCAGCUGAUGCCCAAUGGCCGUCUAAUGGUGAACUGUGGUGGCGUAGAUGGAGCAUCUGAUGUCAGAGAUGGAACAGCGCAUCCAAAAAAUACCUCCAGUGACGACAGUUGGCUACAAAAUUCUACUAUCAAGGCAUUAUCUAAAGCAUUCCCUGGACAAGUAAGCUGGAAGAAAAUGCCACAAACUUUUGGUGAAAAUUAUCUUGCACUGACGGGACCUUUGCCAGAAUUGACUUCAUGGUCUGCUGCAGUAACAGGUCCCUUGACCGCCAGUGUGAAUCUAUGGAGACCAUGCGAACCUUGUUGUUGAUGGACUCGAAUUAUUUUCUUAUAAAUUUGACCAGGGAGCUCUCUGUUGUGAAUUUGUCACAUUAAACACCCGCUGGUCAUGUUCUUGGAGAUCAAUAUUACAGAAGAUCACCACGAAACGCGACGGUGAUCACAAAGAAUGCAAUCUGUUUGAUUGUAAUGACUUUGCUCAUUGGAAGCUUGCUCUACUAUAUAUCAGGGUAAUUGCUGCAUGCAUCCCAAAUAUAUAUGAUGAGAACAAGUGUAUCUCCUUUUUAAGUUUGCUUGCACAAAAAUACAUAGCAUUUUCGCAACUUCGCAAGAUAUAUGAUGGGAACGAAACCCAAGAUACAUUGGAUUGAUAGUCGAGGAGAAAAAAAAAAUUUCAUGAUUGCCUCCUCUCCACUUACUAGUAAAUCAUGUCCUUUGCCAAUUUUGCGUGCGCACAUAAUUUGACUGCUUCUAGUUGAAGUUGCAACUUUGGAGUACAGCUCUUUGUUUGACAUUCCGGAUAUGUUAAGCAUAUGACGUAUGAUGUAUGUAUACUACUAGUGUAUUGUAAUGGAGUGGUUGAUUGAAGUUGAGAGUAGAGUACGUUAUUAUA
Prunus persica (peach) is the source of this 1828-nucleotide messenger RNA. RefSeq names its product probable polyamine aminopropyl transferase. The coding region runs from base 200 to 1246 and encodes 348 amino acids. The transcript is spliced from 8 exons. NCBI's taxonomy places the organism in Eukaryota, Viridiplantae, Streptophyta, Magnoliopsida, Rosales, Rosaceae. The record is from RefSeq and is a predicted model, not a curated record.